Molecule: messenger RNA, 2776 nt
Organism: Gambusia affinis (western mosquitofish)
Lineage: Eukaryota; Metazoa; Chordata; Actinopteri; Cyprinodontiformes; Poeciliidae
Gene: adck5
Product: aarF domain containing kinase 5
Exons: 15
Coding region: 303-2033 (576 amino acids)
Source: RefSeq, a predicted model, not a curated record
UUGGAAUCCAAGAGCACUUGGACGGAAUUAUCUAGCGCGAGCGUCUUCGGAUAGCGGAAAUACGUCAGCAACACCUAGAACCUAGAGUCUCACAGGAGAGAAGCUUGACGCUACUUGACUUCUCUCGAGCAGCUCUCUGUAGUAAACUGAGACGGAAGUAGACGGGCGAACUUCAUCUUGGACUCCCGCAGAGGAUACUCUUUGAGUGACCAAUAUGCUAGUAGCCAAAUGAGGUACUGCGGCUGGCUGGAGGGCAAUCCUGUGGCCGCUACUCGUCUCUGCUGUAAUCACUGUGGGGAGCCAUGACAGGGGAAACAUCGAGAGUGCUUAGAUUAUGCAAUCAUCAUCUGGCUCUCCUGCGAAGACAUCCACAUAAUGCCCGAACAACCAGAUCCCUCAGCGUCGUCAGGCCGGGGAAGCGAAGGGGGCUGCUCUGGAAGACCCUUCUCGGUCUCUCUGUGGGUUUUCCCCUGGCAGUAGGCGUGAAGUACGCCGCUGCAGAGCCGAGGCAGAGAAGGAGGAUGAGGAUUGUGGUCGAGGGAUUUGGUCGUUUCUGCAGGUCUCUCUCUGUAGGGAUCUUCAUCUCUAUGGAUUACUGGUGGACCACCAACGUGGCUCUGCGUGGGAUGGACGAGAGCAGCCCAUCCUACUUGUCCGAGAUGUCAGCCUGCCACCAGAGGGCAGCAGACUACAUGGUGGAAGGAGCCCUAAGGAACGGAGGGCUGUACAUCAAGCUGGGGCAAGGACUUUGUGCCUUCAACCACCUGCUGCCCCCCGAAUACAUCCGCACGCUGCAGGUCUUGGAGGACCAAGCCUUAAACCGGAGGUACAAGGAGGUGGACGCUCUCUUCCUGGAGGACUUCAACAAAACCCCCGAGCAGCUUUUCAAGACCUUCGACUACGAGCCCAUCGCAGCGGCCAGCUUGGCUCAGGUUCACAAGGCGGAGCUCUACGACGGGACUCCUGUGGCGGUGAAGGUGCAGUACAUUGACCUCAGGGACAGGUUCGACGGGGAUAUCAGAACUUUGGAGAUCCUGCUGGAUAUAAUCAAAUUCAUGCAUCCCAGCUUUGGAUUCCGAUGGGUCCUUAAGGACUUGAAGGGAACUCUGGCUCAGGAGCUGGACUUUGAAAACGAAGCUAGAAACUCAGAAAGGUGCGCCGAGGAGCUGAAGCAUUUUCACUUUGUAGUUGUUCCCAAAGUCUUCUGGGAGCAAACCAGUAAAAGGGUGUUGACGGCUGAGUUUUGCAUCGGAUGCAAAAUCAACAAUGUGAAAGAAAUCAAGCAGCAAGGAAUAAGUCUGAAAGAUACUGCUGACAAACUGAUCCGAAUAUUUGCAGAGCAGAUAUUCUACACCGGCUUUAUCCACGCCGACCCUCAUCCUGGAAAUGUUCUGGUGAGGCAAGGUCCAGAUAAGAAGGCCGAGCUGGUGCUGUUGGACCACGGCUUGUACGAAUUCCUCAGCGAAAAAAACAGAGAGGCUCUGUGUAAACUGUGGCGGGCUAUUGUCCUGAGAGACAAGGAGGGCAUGAAGACGUACUCCGAUGCUCUGGGGGUCAAAGAGUACUUCCUGUUCUGCGAGAUGCUGCUGCAGCGCCCCAUCAACAUGCGGACGCUAGCCCUGUCCAACAUCCUGAGCCGGGAGGAGACGGCCUACAUGCGACAAAUGGCCGUCAACCGCUUCGAGAGCAUCAUGCAGGUGCUGAAGUCCAUGCCCCGGCCCAUGUUGCUGGUGUUCCGGAACAUCAACACGGUCCGGAGCAUCAACAUCACUCUGGGGGCCCCGGUGGACCGCUACUUUGUCAUGGCCAAAAGCGCGGUGCGAGGCUGGGGGAAGAUUCAGGCGGAGAAGACAGGAAUCCUGCCCAGGUUACGGGUCAUCAGCUGGUACAGGACGGCAUGGGAGAGCCUCAAGUUUCAAGUGGCUUUAAGGUCUGAGAUGGCCAUCAUGAGACUGACCCGCACCUGCCUGAGGCUGCUGGAGAUCUUCGGCUUCGUUACUCUGGACGCCGAAGUCUACAGUUACUUGACGUAGUUACUGACAUUCAACAGCAGGUGGAGCCGUUCCAAAUACGAGUGAAUACAGCUCACUGAAGGGACCCUCCCUUUCAGGGUCUCCUCAGCAAUCAGGGUAUAAAUCACUGCCGGAGAUGCUGCUGAUUUCACAUUUUUAGUCAAAUCACAUUCAUUGUCAGGAUGGGUGAGAAUCUGAAGAAGCUCUGUGUGACGAGUGAAGCACUGAGCCCAGCUCCAGCACGAUGGAAUAUGACAGCCAGUGAUAAUGAUCUCAGUGCAUUUAAGGCUAAUUUUAUUUUUCGUCCAUUUGUGUUUAGAGGAACAGUACAGUGACAUUUUUUUUAAAAAGCUGUACGUUGCAGUCUGAAAAGGUUUUGGGGUGCACCGUUUCUGGCUGAGCUUUAAAAUCUUAUUUUUAGCUGAUCAUUUUUUUAUUUUUUCUGAAAAGUGUCUUAAGUUGACAAUAGUUGUGUGAGUAUUGUUAAUCGCACACGUCCAGACGCGACCUGGAUGAUUUUCAUUUUCGGCCGAUCACCGAUCUCCCAAAAUGAAGGAAAUCUGGGCCGACUUACCGGUUGGCCUCUGGUCAUCUAGUCAAACUCAAUCUUUGCAUUUAAAACUGAUUUGUCUGUGAGCUGAAGACGUGUGAAACUCUACCGAUUAGAGAGAGCCAACAGAUCUCUCGAUGAAGGUUAAAGUAACAAGCCACUAAAUAGAAUAAUUGUUUUUUUUUACAUGACAAUAAAAUGUUCUACCUCUCCA